This is a messenger RNA of Linum tenue, 1842 nucleotides long. The record is from the annotation of a GenBank genome assembly. Lineage: Eukaryota; Viridiplantae; Streptophyta; Magnoliopsida; Malpighiales; Linaceae.
ACAGAGAUUAUCCCUCAUUUGGCUUUUCGGGAAAUAGAAAUACAGCCCAGCCCCCAGCCUAAGGAAAGAAGGAGAAUCCAAAGCGCACUGUCCAAACGGGCAGUUGGGAAGGUGGAACCGGGCAGGUCACACAGCCGCUAGCCCGCUACUACUGCAGGCAAGACAAAUUCAAUUCAAUUCAAUUCAAUUCGUUUCAUCCGAAAAGGAAAUAAGCCAUCACCCAAUCCUCGCCUGCUCCCUCUCUCCUCUCCCGUAUUUCAAACCACCAGCUACGCUCUCUCUCUAGAAGUUAGGGUUGCUCUCCGAAUCCCUCGACUACCUCCUCGCUGAUUCAGUUCACAAGACUCCCUCUCCGAUUUCGUCCAAUGGCGGUUCCUGCCGGCUGUUAGACUCUCCGAUCUCCGGAAUUCCCCUGCUGGUUAUGAGCUUCGUUGACUCCGAAACUGUCGUUUGACUCCGAAUCGCGAAGGGGCGAGCUGAAACAGGAGCAUUUGCGUUGGUUUGCUACUCUCAGCUGGAGUAGAGAGAUCUGAGCCGCUGCAGCUGCAAAUGAGCGCUUCGAGGUUCAUCAAGUGCGUGACCGUCGGCGACGGCGCCGUCGGCAAGACCUGCUUGCUGAUUUCGUAUACCAGCAACACUUUCCCCACGGAUUAUGUGCCAACCGUAUUUGACAAUUUCAGUGCGAACGUUGUCGUGGAUGGAAGCACUGUCAACUUGGGGCUAUGGGAUACUGCUGGCCAGGAGGAUUACAAUAGACUGAGGCCAUUGAGUUACCGAGGAGCGGAUGUCUUUAUUCUUGCAUUUUCACUUAUUAGUGAGGCCAGCUAUGAAAACAUUGCCAAAAAGUGGAUUCCAGAACUGAGGCACUAUGCACCUGGGGUUCCUAUUAUCCUUGUCGGAACAAAACUAGAUCUUCGAGAGGAUAACCAAUUCUUUGCUGACCAUCCUGGUGCAGUGCCUAUUACUACUGCUCAGGGAGAGGAACUCAAGAAACUGAUUGGAGCUCCAGCCUACAUCGAAUGUAGCUCUAAAACACAGCAGAAUGUGAAAGCCGUGUUUGAUGCGGCCAUCAAGGUUGUUCUCCAGCCUCCCAAGCAAAAGAAGAAGAAGAGAAAGGGACAAAAGAAUUGUUCCAUAUUGUAAUUUGACUCUCUUAAAGCGGGAAGAAAGUCUCUCUUCCCAAGCUAUCCGUAGGUAACUUCUCAUUAUCGUCUUUUCUCUGACCUGGCGCUGAAAUUGGGAAGCUGAGAAAUCCUUUUAUUGUAUAGCAUUUGAAGGAUGUGUUCUUAGGAUGGAAAUUCCAGACUCUGUGUCUUGCUUUUUUUACAUAAUGUUGUCUUCUGUAUUUGAUUUUGAACUGCAUUCCCUUUCGAGCAUGCUUUCUUUGUGUGUGCCCCUUGUCUGAACAUCAGAACAUGUAUCAUUUGCAUCAAACCAUGUCACUCACGGGUUCAUAAAGAUGGUUAUUAUGUCCUUAAAACUUGUCCGACGGAAAAUGAUUAUAGGAAUGAAGGUCUAGGUCUAGAGUCUCGACUUCAGUGAGGUGUGAAACCUGUGCUAGCACUUCAAAAUGAUGUUGUAGGAUGAGGUAAAAGACAGCUAUUUCAUAAGGCUGGCGGUGGACAUUCGGGAAAGUCGGAGUCAAAUUUUGUGAUUCUGGUCUGCGUCAACUUGAAAGAUGAAAGACACUGUCCGAGGUUGAGGGACAACGUCUGUUUAGGUUCGUAGUUGAAGUAUUCUUGGUGUCCUUGCUGUUUGGAAACUGUCUUGUGAUAAUCUUACAAUGACUUGAUGAGUGGUUGAGUAAUGGUACUUAGAUAAACUUGGCAUGCUGUUGCUUGG